Strongylocentrotus purpuratus (purple sea urchin) is the source of this 2390-nucleotide messenger RNA. RefSeq names its product decapping and exoribonuclease protein-like. Gene Ontology annotation, biological process: NAD-cap decapping; nuclear-transcribed mRNA catabolic process. NCBI's taxonomy places the organism in Eukaryota, Metazoa, Echinodermata, Echinoidea, Camarodonta, Strongylocentrotidae. Bases 83 to 1204 code for a protein of 373 amino acids. The record is from RefSeq and is a predicted model, not a curated record. The transcript is spliced from 7 exons. Gene Ontology annotation, molecular function: mRNA 5'-diphosphatase activity. Gene Ontology annotation, cellular component: nucleus; cytosol.
AAUAUCCUACAGGGGUAUGUCAGUGUUUUGGUCAACGCCAUAGUUAUUUCCCGCAAAUCAAUUGGAUAAAACGACGAUUGACAUGGCCAUGGCUCACGAUGACGUACGUAUAAUAUACGGACAUAAGGUGAUCGGCACCUAUUCGACAAACCAAGAGGAGAACUAUAUCAAUGAUAAUAGAAACAGACGUUUUUAUUUGGCUCCCGGUGACGGCUUCAAAUUAAGUUAUGGAGAGGAAUUUAAUAAUUUCACGGACAGGAAGGGGGAGUCUAACCUUGUCGGAGGAAGAUACAGGUGGAUGGAAGAUCAUCGGCAGGAUCUGAUAGACAAUCAAAUUUGGGAUAUAGAACAAUCAAGGUUGAAUGUGGAUUUUGUUUCACAUCGAGGGGUGCUUUCCAGCAUUUUGCAAAUGGGAGGAAAAAAGUUCUUGGAAAUUGACCUUGCCGUCACUCUCUACAAAGGUACCUACCACCUCCGUUCGAAGGGUCUGGGUAGAGCAGACCCUCAAGCUCAAGACAUUCAGAAAAUAGCAGCAUCCUCCAAGAUCCUUCUUCAGUUUGUGACGAGCAAGGAUGGGCUAAACCAAGACGAGCCUCCCCCAGACGACCAUACCCCAGGCGAGCCUGCCCCCGCAAAGGGGAAUGAAUACUUCUAUACUUUGAUGACGGUCAACUGCGGGAAUCACCGCCUGCUUUUGUCUGGUGAUAUACAGGCAGAAAAGAGAAUCGCCCCUGAUGAGCCACCUCCAGCAUUGCCAGACCCAACUAACUGUAUGAAUGUCCGCUCGAGGGAAACACAUCAAGAUAUACAACCUAUGAAGGCCUUAGCAUGGUGGGCAUCAAAUGUGAUUGCGGGCAUUCCAGAAAUCUGCUGUGGGUUGCGAAACGACAAAAAAAAUACCAUCAAGAAAAUAGAACCCAUAAAAACCUCCGAUCUGGCGACGUCUGGAUAUACUGAGAACCGUUGGGAUCCUGAAGUUUGCAUCCGAAAAAUGGAGUCUCUGCUUUCUCAGAUAAAAGAACUGGUACCAGAAGAUGAUCCAAAUUCUAUCAAGCAGGCCGUUCUCAUAAUCAGGCCUGUAGACGGGGGCCCAGGAGUGGAAGAUCGCAUGCGGAACCGAACAUUCGAAAUCCGGGAGCGGCUUGAGGAAGAUCGGUUUGUAGAGGAACACGAACUCCGGUGCAUCUUCGAGGGCAAUGAAUAAUAAGAGGAGUUAAAAUAUAGAUAUAACUCGUAUCACUUUCUUUGAGCCUAAUCCAACAAAAUAUACAAAUAGAAAAUAGAUAAUUUAGGGCUACCGUAAAACCUGAGUUUAAAGACCACCCAAGGGGGAUACGAAAAGUGCUCUUUAUAGGCAGAUGGUCUUUGUGUUCAAGUUCCAUUUGUAGACGUUUUUUCAAUGAUUAGUAUUGCAUAGGAAAUGCAUGAUGAAUGAAGUCUUAUAUAAAGUUAAAUGUAGGUUUUACAAACAGGUAGUCUAACUGUACAGGAUGUCGCUAGGGCAGAUUUUACUGCACAUGGCAAAAGAAAAAUAGAAAGAAAGAACUAAAAGGGCUCGCGAAGUCGCAACUCAGAACGUUCAACAUUAUUGUAUUGAUAAGAACUUUCAGAUCGUCACUCGACGAAUCUACGCUUUUUGUCGUUGUAGAUAUGUGUAGAAACAUUACUAUGAAAAUUCUUUUGCUGUUUAUUUUUUCUUCUUCAUAUAGAGCUGUAAUUAUGCACGAAAUAAAUGCGUUUUCGUAUAUCUAAUACAAGGCAGGCAUGCAGUUACCCAUUCCCUGAAAUAACUGACUAUUUUGUGAUCGUUGAAUUUGAUACAUUUUUGGAUGUAACAUUUACUUAUAACAAUAUUAUGCUUUGAACUAAAGUCUUCUGUACUAAUACGUUUAAAAUCAGUCAAUGAAAUUGCCAUAAUGAACUACAAUAAUAGUUAGUGCACACGUGAAUACCGUAUUAUGAGAAAAAUUGCGUAAAUUAUUAUAGAAUUAAAUGUCAACAGUCAUGGUAUUUUUUUCUUAGAGUAGUGUUUCGUAGCUUUUAAGAUUGUCAUAUUUCUGUUGUUUCUGUAUUAAAAAAAACCUCAUAUCAUAAAGAGGUAUACACGUAUGCUUUCCGUAUACAAUUCAAUUCAAGGUUUAUUAAAAUAUAUCUUCGCAGCCGUUGAUCGCUGGAUUUUGAUAUAGUUCACAGAUAAAAGUAUAUACAAGUAUUGGAUGUUUUAUCAUUUUUCAAAACAUUAUGCUAAAGUUAUCAUGAAUUUGUGACCUUUUGUUUCGUACUUUCAUCCUAAUACAAUUUUCUGAUCGUCGUUUUGACACAUAUUUGCAUGUUACAUUAAUUUAUAGAAAAUGCUUUUAACUAAAGUCAUACGUAAUAAUUAACUACCA